Messenger RNA from Hemisphaericaspora subhashii, 2541 nucleotides. Its product is annotated as putative ATPase. Gene Ontology annotation, molecular function: ATP-dependent chromatin remodeler activity; DNA binding; ATP binding. The transcript has a single exon. The coding region runs from base 1 to 2541 and encodes 846 amino acids. The record is from RefSeq and is a predicted model, not a curated record. NCBI's taxonomy places the organism in Eukaryota, Fungi, Ascomycota, Pichiomycetes, Serinales, Debaryomycetaceae. Gene Ontology annotation, cellular component: nucleus.
AUGACUACGAGUCCUCCAUUAUCAAGCGAUGAUGAAUUUCAAGAAGAAAGUAAAUCAACACUUAGAAAGUUGAUUCAAGAACAACUGCAUCUCCAAAAUGGUCAUGAUGAAGAACAACAACAAUUUAACGGUUUAUCCAAAGACUUGAAAUUAACUCGAUUAAAUAAUCUUAUUGAAAAAUCACAAAUAUAUUCAAAAAUUAUAGCUGAUAACAUCUUACAAUCAUCAUUACAAAUGCAACAGCAACAACAACAACAGGAACAGCAGCCUACCCCGGAAGAAACUCCUAAGCGUAAAAAACGUAAAACCGCGUCAUCCAAAAAGCAAAAUGCCCAAAAGGAUAUAGUCUCCAUGUUAUCCACCAACAUCUCCGAUUCGACAAAAUCAACCAGGGAAGCAAUUGAAAAAUCUCAAAGUUCAUCCAAUCAUUCAAUCCAACAACCUAAAUUACUCUCGGGGGCAACUUUGAAAGAUUAUCAAUUGGAUGGCUUAGAAUGGUUGGUUACUUUAUAUCAGAAUGGUUUGAAUGGUAUAUUGGCUGAUGAAAUGGGGUUGGGGAAGACGAUUCAAUGUAUUGCAUUUUUAAGUUUUUUGAUAGAAAAAGGGAUUAAAGGUCCUUUUUUGAUUGUGGUUCCAUUAUCGACGUUGUCGAAUUGGGAGAAUGAAAUUAGAAGAUUUGCACCAAAAGUGAAAGUAUUUAAAUAUGGUGGGAAUAAAGUUGAAAGAGCCAAGAUUAAUUUAAGAAAUAAAAAAGAUGUGAAUAUUAUUUUAACAUCUUAUGAAAUUUCAAUUCGGGAUUUUUCAAAACUUUCAAAUAUAAAUUGGAAUUAUUUGAUUGUUGAUGAAGGUCAUAGAUUGAAGAAUAAUGAAUGUUUAUUGAUUAAAUUCUUAAAGAAAUUGAAUGUGUCUAAUAGAUUAUUAUUAACUGGUACUCCAUUACAAAACAACUUGAAUGAAUUAUGGUCAUUGCUUAAUUUCAUCCUUCCCGAUAUCUUUCAUGACUUGGAAUUAUUUCAACAAUGGUUUAAUUUUGAUGAAUUAACAAAUUUUGCCGAUAAUGAAUUGGAAGAAGAUGAAGAAACCAAAAGAUUAAUUAAGAUAAAUAUUCAAGAAACCUUGAUUAAGAAUUUGCAUACAAUUUUGAAACCAUUUAUUUUAAGAAGAUUGAAACGUGAUGUGAUUUGGGAUCUUCCUCCCAAGAAAGAAUACUUGAUUCAUAUUCCAUUGACUCCAAUGCAACGAAAAUUGUAUUACGAUGCAAUUAAUAACAAAUUGGCCAAGGGAUUAAUUGAAGUUCAUUUGAAAGAAUUUAUAAAAUUUUAUCAUUGGGAUUUAUUUAAGCAUGAUUUGAACAAGAUUGACGAAUUUUUGGAAAAUGGAGGAGUAGUUAACAAACCAAACGGAUCUAAUAAAAGAAGUACAAGGUCUUCAUAUAAGGAAGCAGAAUCUGAUGAUGAAUUUACUGCAACUGAAAGUGAAACUGAUGUAUCAACUAUCUCCACUGAAUUUAAUUAUGAAGAAACAUUGUCCAGAAUCAAAAGUAUUCGUAAUAAAUCCCAACAACAAACCAUGAUUCUUGAAUCGGUUUACCAUUAUGUUUGCAAAAAUGUCAGACAUUUAUCAUUACAAAACCCCAUGGCUCAAUUACGUAACAUUUGUAAUUCUCCAUACAUCUACUAUGAUCCAACAUACUUACCAUCCCAAGAAUUACCCCAAAAUCACAGUGACGAAAAGUUCAUGAGAUCACUUGUGGCAAACUCAGCCAAAUUCCAAUUCCUCAACCAAAUAAUCCCACCAUUACUUUCCAACAAUCAUAAAGUUCUCAUAUUUUCCCAAUUCACCAAGUUGUUAGAUUUAUUACAUGAUUAUUUCACCAAUCAAGACAUCGCAGUUUGUCGUCUUGAUGGAUCCACUCCACAAUCUGAACGUCAAGACCAAAUCAACCAAUUUAAUAAAUCCAAAUCUGAAGAAAAAGUAUUCUUACUUUCAACAAGAGCCGGAGGAUUGGGGAUUAAUUUAGUAGGUGCCGAUACGGUGAUUUUGUUCGAUAGUGAUUGGAACCCACAAAUGGAUCUCCAAGCUAUUGAUAGAGUACAUCGUAUUGGACAAGUGAAUCCAGUUAAGAUAUAUCGAUUUAUUACUAGGGGAUCGAUUGAGGAGAUUUUGAUUACAAAAUCAAGUAAUAAGCGGUUUUUGGAACGGUUGGUUUUACAAAUGGGUGAGUUUAAGUUUAAUAAAUUGAAGAAAUUGAUUGGAGUUGAUAAUGAGGGUGAGGAUAAUAACGAGGAAUUGAAUGUUACGGAGUUGAUUGAGGUGACUAAACAUACUUUCCAUCCUGGUGACAGUGAUGAUGAUGCUGAUAUGGAUGAUUUGGAUAAGCAAUUUGAUGUUUUUUCAAAAGGAAAAGAAGAGAAGGAAUUGUUGACUACUGAAGAAUUUGAUGAGUUGUUGGAUCGUUCUGAUGAGUGCUAUUUAUCUACCGAUGACUCUCAAUUUAAGAAUAUUAGUGUGUUUGAGACUGUCAACAAUAUGGAUAAAUAG